Alternaria metachromatica is the source of this 3099-nucleotide messenger RNA. RefSeq lists its product as uncharacterized. The record is from RefSeq and is a predicted model, not a curated record. Gene Ontology annotation, molecular function: ATP binding; ABC-type transporter activity; ATP hydrolysis activity. Gene Ontology annotation, biological process: transmembrane transport. The transcript has 4 exons. Bases 1 to 3099 code for a protein of 1032 amino acids. Lineage: Eukaryota; Fungi; Ascomycota; Dothideomycetes; Pleosporales; Pleosporaceae. Gene Ontology annotation, cellular component: membrane.
AUGCCCGCACUGCUUGGCGGUAUUGCGAUGGCGUCCGUCGCUGCGCUGUCCAUGCCCGCUUUCGCAAUCCUCUACGGUCUCGUAUCUGGUCAAUACACAAGCUAUGGCGAAGGAUCGAGAAGCAGCAGCCAACUCAUGAGCAACAUGGCCAGGUUCUGCGUAAUUCUUACCGCUCUCGCAACACUCAACUGGAUUGCCGAUAGUUUCUACUAUCUCUUCUUUCUCAUGUUCGGAGAGCUCCAGGCGAGGAGUGCCCGCAACAGAAUCUUCGAUGCUCUUAUCAAAAAGGAUAUGGCUUGGAUCGAUACGCGGGAGGAUGGAAUCGCCGCAUUUCUGCCGAUACAAGGAAAGAUGGCCGGUGCAAAAUUAAGUGUGCUUAUGAAGUUGAUUUCAACGAGCGAUCAGCAAUUCGAAUCGCAAGGCAAACUGCGGCCUGAGAGAUGUACGGGCCAGCUCGAGUUUCGAAAGGUCACAUUCUCAUAUCCUUCACGCGCAGACGAGACUGUCAUUCGAGAUGCUUCGCUUCUAAUCCGGGCUGGAGAGACGACCUUUGUCGUCGGCAAAAGGGGUUCCGGAAAGAGCACACUAGCACAACUUCUCGUCCGCUUCUAUCGGCCUUCUUCAGGACAGAUAUUCCUGGAUGACGUUCCACUCGAAGAUUUGGACGUCAAAUGGUUACGACAGAAAGUCAUGCUUGUUGAGCAGCACAGCGUGCUGUUCAAUGAUACUAUCCGCCACAAUCUCGCUCUUGGUCAGCUAGGUGAUGCAGUGGAUAUGCAAGAUAUCCGCAAUGCAGUCAAGUUUGCUAUGCUAGAACCUGUUAUGGAGAGCUUUCCCAAUGGACUGGAUACUGAACUCGGCAUGAAGGGUGGCUCAUUGAGUGGAGGGCAGAGACAAAGAAUGGCUCUAGCUCAAGCUAGGAUUGGGAUCUCGCCGGUGCUGAUCCUGGACGAAUCAACCAGUUCUCUUGAUUACGUUACACGAGCCGAGAUGCUUGACGCUAUACGAAGCUGGCGGAAAGGGAAGACAACGAUUAUCAUUACCCAUGACAUCUUGCAGAUCCGACCCAACGACUUCCUGUACUUGCUGGACAACGCCCGGGUAGUACAACAGGGGUGUCGAAAAGAGCUCGAGUCACAAAAUGGAUCUUUCAGUCUUGUCUUGAUACGCACACCGAGGCUGACACAGACGAUGAGUCUGAUGAUCAUGAGGACGAACCCUAAACUAUCUACGCGACCAGUCUCGCCGAUCGGUCCGUACUCGCGACCCUUUGCGACCAACGAGUCUGUCCCAGUUCUUUCGGACGCACCGAAGAAAUCUUCGAGAAACGAUAAGCUUCUUCAGAGAAUCGAACGCUUCCGCAACAAGAACCCUAGUGAAGACAAGGAUUUCCCGGCCGCUUCUCUUCCUAUGAAAGAGAUAGUCAUGUCUGUAUGGCCCGCUAUAGUCUGGGGUCCGCGUCUCCUCAUUCUAGCGGCAUCCUUCAGCGCAACGAUUCAUGCUGCAUGCAAACCAGUAUUUGCAUGGGUUUUCGCCCAGCUUUUGACUACUUUUUACGUGCCUGGCGCUAGGAAGGAAAUGUCCCAAAAAUACGCCCUCGUCAUUCUUGGUAUUGCCGCUCUCGAUGGUUUAUCGUGCUACUUCAUUUUCUUGCUCUCAGAUACAGUAGCGCAGACGUGGACUCUUUCGCUGAAGAAGGAAGCCAUGCGGCGCAUCCUGAUGCAACCACGGAAGUUCUUCGACAAGGAAGAAAACAGCGUGUCGCGGCUUGCCGAGAUGUUGGAUCACUCUGCUGAAGAGGCCCGAAAUCUUCCAGGCCGGUUUGCUUGUGUCUUUCUCACUAUGAAUCUUAUGGUUUGUAUUUCUAUCUUUUGGAGCAUGGUCAUAGCAUGGCAGUUGGCCCUAGCUGCUCUCGCAACCGGUCCUGUUCUCUUCGUAAUCACGAAGUGUUACAACGUUAUCAGCAGCCGCUGGGAAAGAUUGGAAAAUGAGGCCGCUGACAAGGUUGGUCAAGUGCUCCAGGACGCGUUCGUCAGUAUCAAGACCGUUCGAUGCCUAGUUUUGGAAGAUUACUUCAAGGAAAUGUAUACCAACGCAACUGCCGAAGCCGUAAAUGUCGGCAUCAAGCGCGCAAUAUACUGUGCAUCCAUUGACGGACUUUCAUUCACUGGAGCCAUCUUCGUAACUAUCCUGCUAUACUGGUAUGGAGGUUAUCUCAUGUCGAAAGAUGAGUACACUGCCAAUGAAGUGUUGGAAUGCUUCUUGGUUCUCAUGCUUAGUGUCAAUCAAGUUAGCUAUAUGGCGAACUACGUCACUCAGGUCAACAUGGCAAGGGAUGCUGGGUCACGAUUACUACGUCUCGCACGACUACCAAAGGAUUCACACGAGCUCACCGGCGAAAUUCAGAUACAGUUUGCAGAUGACAUCUCGCUAAACAAGGUCACCUUCAUUUACCCAGCCCGGCCUAAGAUUCGAGUACUGCAUGAAGUGUCGUUCCAAAUUCGACAAGGGAGCUGCACCGAUAUGGUCGGAUCCUCGGGGGCAGGCAAAUCUACAAUUGCCUCUCUCCUCCUCAAGCUUUACCAAAUAGGAAACAGCCCACUCGCAUCCUCCAACCCGUCAGGCGAUAUGACCGUCUCGAAUUACGAUAUCAAGACCUUGCAUACUACCAUCCUCCGUUCCCGGAUGGCCAUAGUAUCACGAACGCCCGUCCUCUUCCCCGGCACUAUCGCAGAAAACAUCGCCUACGGCCUAUCCCGUUUCCUUCCCGAAACAAGCAUCAAAAGCAUCCGCGCAGCCGCCUCCGCAGCUGACAUAGCUGAGUUCAUCGACAGCCUGCCCCAAGGCUACAACACGCCUAUCGGCGAAGGCGGCACAUGUCUAUCCGGAGGCCAAGCUCAACGCGUCUCGAUCGCACGCGCCCCCGUUAGAAACCCCGAUGUGCGUAUCCUCGACGAAGCAACGAGCGCGCUAGACGUAACUUCCGCUCAGAUCAUCCGCGAGACCAUCCUCAGUCUCGUUCACGGCAUCGAAGACACUGGAUCCACCAUAUUCCCCACCCAUAUCACCCUGGAGCCGUUCAGGUUGGUUUUGGGAUGA